Molecule: messenger RNA, 2489 nt
Organism: Rhodamnia argentea
Lineage: Eukaryota; Viridiplantae; Streptophyta; Magnoliopsida; Myrtales; Myrtaceae
Exons: 1
Coding region: 401-2299 (632 amino acids)
Source: RefSeq, a predicted model, not a curated record
GUGUCCUCUCCAGAAGGCGAGAUCGAAUCGUUCGUUCGUUCGUUCGUUCUUUCUCGACGAAUCCAGGUGAACCCCUCAUACCUGCUCUCCCUCCUCGAGGAUCGGCUUGUUAGGGUUUAUCUUAUCCUUGCUCAGUGUGAUUUUGAUGCGACGCAGUGUGCGCCGAUCGGUUCAAGUUUCUUGAUGUUCGGGUCCUUUGUCAUUCUCCGUUCGCAUGCAGAGAUCGCGUUGAUGGUCGUCUCCAGUUUCGCUCUGUUCGUAUGCCCUGAAUCCUUUCGAGGAAGUUUCUGUUUUUGGGUGCGUGAGCGAACCGUGCAAGAACUCGGGCGGAUGAAGAACUUCUUCACGGGUUUUCUUUAGUUUCCGAUUGAAGUGGGAAGGGGAGUCUGAUGUGGUCCUGAUGGGGCUUUCUUUCGUUUGGGGUUUGCAAUCUCUGUGGCCCUUCUCCAGGCCGAAAUUCGAUGAGCUUAAAGCUUCGAAUGAGUUGGUCCGGAAACUUCCGGUUCCCGAGCAGACGAAGCAGUUCGUCUUUGCUGUGAGGGAACCCGAGUCGCAGUCCGUGAUUUACGUGCUGGCCGUGCAGAAUCUGUCCGAGCGGUCCGCCCAGGAUGCCGAGUGCUUGAUCAGGGAGGUUCGGCCGAGUGCAGUCGUGGCGCAGGUUGAUCCGUUGGAUUCUAGUGAGUUUCAGUCUGUCGGGUGUAGGCCUGAGGAUGGGGUCAAUUGCGCCGUGCCUACUUCGGCAUUGGGCGUUCUGAGGCGUUGCUUUGUGGAUAAGCUUAAUAAAGAGAAGUAUGAGAAUGUCGCUGGGGGAUUGGUUUUGCGAGAGAUCUUUGGUAUUGGCUUUCAUGGCCAUUUCUUUGCUGCCAAGAAGGCUGCACAAGAGGUUGGUUCGUCGUUUGUUAUUCUAGAGUCACCGUUUGUAAAUUGUUCUUCUGGGGAUACUAGUCCGAUGGAAGCUGAUUGCGGGCAAAAUGUUCAAGGUUUAGUCAGUAGCUUGGUUCCACAACGGACGGGUUCUGCUGUUUAUUCUAGUUUGGGGAGGUUUUGUCUCAACAAUGAUGUCCAAUCUCAGAUGGUAAGAAUUGUAUCUUCCAAUAUGGAUCCGCUGGCAUGGAUGUCGAAUCCUUCGAGUUGUGAUUCAAACUUGGGGUCAGCGAAGUUGCAAACUACACCCGAAUACGAGGCUCCACCAUUUGCCCAGUCCAUCUAUCCUUUGCUUGUGGAUCUUCAUAAUAUUUUCACUGAUAUCCCAUCUAUUGGAAGGGCUCUAGUCCAUGCUCAGCAGCUGCUCUCUGAUGUAAACAGGGGGCAAGCUGUAGACAGUCAAAUAGUUUCUGAAGUUUAUUCAUUCCGUAUUGCUGUUGAGGGGUUGAGGAUAGCACUGAAUACGGCUGCACGGCUGCCCAGUAAUAAAAUGGGAAGCGGCCAUUCUUCGAAAAUUGAGUUUGCAGAUCUUCCGCAUGAGGAGAAGGCACAAGUGCUCUUUGCGCAGGCUCUUCGGAGUCAGGCUAAAAAGUCCAAGACUAUAGUUGCUGUAGUUGAUGCCAGUGCAUUAGCAGGUCUCAGGAAGCACUGGAACACUACCAUACCCCUUGAAGUGAAAGAUUUGGUUGAAGAACUUGUUACAGAUUCUGAGGUAACCAGAGACAUAUUAAAUAGAGGAGACAGGAAAAGAAUGUUGUCCGAUAAACCGGUGGUGGCAGUUGGUGCUGGAGCUACGGCCAUCUUAGGAGCUUCUUCUCUGUCAAAAGUCCUUCCUGUGUCAACGUUUAUGAAACUCGCGACCUUCAAAGUUCCUGCUUCAUUUAAACUUAUGCUGUCUCCAACCCAAAAGGUACUAGCAACGGCCUUUGGCAAGUCUCUAGGUCCUUCAAAAUUGGCAGGCCCUGGACUUGCUAGUUCGGCUGUGAAAACCUCAGCCUUGAAAGUGACUGCUUCAGCUGAGAAAAUCCGGGUGGUGGCUCAUGGUGUUAUUGCCUCUGCUGAGAAAACAAGCUUAUCUGCCAUGAGAACUGCAUUCUAUGAAAUAAUGAGGAAACGGCAUGUCAAGCCAGUCGGUUUCGUAUCUUGGGCAACAUUCGGGUGCAGUGUUGCAACUUGCACAGGUUUACUUGCAUUUGGAGAUGGCAUCGAAUGCGCUGCCGAAUCACUCCCUGCAGCUCCCUCAAUUGCAAGUCUAGGUCGAGGAAUCCAAAGCUUACAGCAAGCAUCUCUGGCUGUCGGACAUGCUAAUGGGAGCAGAAUACAGAAGUCUAUAGAAUCUUUGAUGUACAAAUUGAAGAAAUUAAAAUUUCAAUAAUGUAAGGUUUUGAUCGUUUUCUUUCGGCUCAAUGAUACACAAUAUAUAGCAGUCCAGUUGUUGGGCGUGAAUUGAUGUUCAGUUUGAUUUUCUGUACAUAGAAGCUUUAACAAUUCCUUUCGCCUAUUUCUGAUUGGUCUUGUGAGUUUUUGGAUAUAUUUCAGUUAAAGAUAUUGCCGUAUUUGAACUA